CUUCUAAGUCUCUCAGGGGUACCAGCAACUUGAAAAAUAGGACCCCCUGUUGCGUUCGCACAAUUUUCAUAACUAAUAUUCCAAAGAUGCAACAGUCACCUCUCCAGCACGAAAACCCACAAACCAACACGAUUUCGUUGGAAGUUAAUUCUACACAAAACGUCCAAACACCUUUAACUCCACAGACACGCGAUCCGACUUACCAUGUAAUUGCUACGUCUUCUCAACUUAAUGCCCAACUUAGCACUCAGCGGUCUCCGUUCGUCGUAGAACUUACCGCUUGCGUGCCACCAGCUGGAGCUUCAACUGCUGCAUCGGAAACUGUUGCAACACCAGUGACAAAAAAUUCACCAAACACAUCAACGUCUGUAUCGCAGAACAUUAAAGGUCCAGACCUUUUUUCUCACCAAGCAACGUUUCCUAUUCAGCAGACGCCUUUCAAACAUCCUAAUCCUACCCAACCGGUGUCUGUAGUAGCUAUUUCUGCUCUUUUAGAACCUGAUCAGAGGACUGAAGAGCUUUUGGGUGCCUUGUCUAUCGAACAGCUAACCACCGCUAACAGCGGUCUUAGUAAUAAUCCAGCUACUCAUGCACGAGUCGAGCAUUCGGUACCGAACACGAACACAACUCCAAUGUUAGCACCAAAUCCUCUGCCUUCACCUGUUAACCCUAGUACCACCUUAUCUUUUGUUUCAUCAAAUGUCAAUAACAGAGUUCAGGUACAAGAUCAACAAAUUCAUCAACAGCCUAAUCCCGACCACCAACAGAAUCGUACACAGCAACGGCCAGUGCAACAAACACAAAAUCACUCAAGCCAACCGCAGCAAAAAAUAUCACCUCAAACACAAACUAUCUCAAAGCAACAAACGUCAGAAAUAUCUACUCGACCUCGACGAUCUGAUGUUCCUAUCACUAAUCCAAAUCCAAAUCAUGCCCUUCCAGCAACAGAUCCAAUUAUCGAGGAGUUUGAGGGCGUGCAAUGGGUUGUUUUUACAUAUUCGGUUAAAGGCAACAAUAAAGAAUACCGUAUACGGAUUGAUGUCGAUAAUGUUAACCUUGAUGAGAUCGAUGAACAGUUUAGACAUGAUAAUUGUCUUUAUCCAAGAGCUAAUUGUACAGAGGACAAGUACCAAGGUAAUCGGUGGUCAUAUGAAAAUGAAUGUAAUGCUUUAGGAUGGAAAUUGGCUUGGCUUAACCAAGAAGAGAUUAGCGGCCGAAGAGGACUACUUCAAAGAGCAGUAGAUAGCUUUCGAAAUCGUGAUCCUUCAUUACGUUCUCGGAGAGUUGUUCGGAAUGAAAAGAUUAUGAAUGGAACACUACGUAAGAGAGUCACCAGGGAUAACGACUCUUGUGAUGCUUCAUCUGAACUUUCCGCCAAACGACCCCGCGGUGCGAGUAAACAGUUGACAGUAGAAUAUACGAUGAAAGAAGAGACUACCAAAAUUCGUAUACGUGCUGAUGUUGAGUGUGUAAAUUUGUCUGAAAUCUCGGAUGAUUUUAAAAAAAAUAACUGUGUAUAUCCUAAAGCUGCUGUUGCAAAGGCAAACUAUCAAGGAACAAACUGGGAAUAUGAGUCGGCAUGCAAUGAAUUAGGCUGGAAAUUGGCUCACCUGAAUUCUAUGAAACUUAAUGGAAACAUAUUACUUCUUCAAAAAGCAAUAGACACGUACUACGCAAAAUACACUUCUGACUCUAAACCUCGUCGAGGAAGAUAUUCGCAUACCCUUUCAUCUAAAUUCUUCGAAAAUCAUCCUCGUGAAGUGAGUUCGGAUGCCACUACGUGUGCGGCGACAUCAUUACCAAUGAAAGAAACUAGCCAUCAGACAACGUCAGUUAUUGCACCUGAUACCAUGGUUGUACUAACGCCUUCCGAUUCUAAACCAGCA
Messenger RNA from Racocetra persica, 1886 nucleotides. Lineage: Eukaryota; Fungi; Glomeromycota; Glomeromycetes; Diversisporales; Gigasporaceae. The record is from the annotation of a GenBank genome assembly.